GUGCUCUCUGUCAUACAUGCAACGCCAAGGAGAAAGCCACCGGUUUGACUCACCUGAUUUGCCAUAAAUGUCGAGCUUCCAUUGAUGCUGGACAAGAGCUCAAAUAUCGGUCUGAGAUGUAUCAUGCGUAUCACUUCAACUGUGCAUCUUGUGGCUCAGAACUAUCAUCGGAUGCCCGCGAACGUGAGGGAGAAUUGUUCUGUCUUCGGUGUCAUGAUAAAAUGGGUAUUCCGAUUUGCGGAGCUUGCAGACGUCCCAUUGAGGAACGCGUGGUUCACGCACUUGGGAAAACUUGGCACGUCGAACAUUUCGUUUGCGCACGUUGUGAAAAACCCUUCUUGGGCUCCAGACACUAUGAAAAGAAGGGAUUAGCCUAUUGUGAGCUGCAUUAUCAACUACUAUUCGGCAUGCUUUGUUAUUCAUGCAAUCAAGUGAUUGCGGACGAAACAGUAUAUGCCCUGAACAAAGCAUGGUGUGUGGAACAUUUUGCUUGCAGCGUCUGCGACCGCCGUCUGAGUCCAAAGACCAAGUUCUACGAAUUCGAUCUGAAACCCGUCUGUAAGACCUGUUAUGAAUUGUUUCCCCUGGAACUACGAAAGCGUACCGCCAAAAUGCACAAAAUGGAAGGAUAAUUCAUUUGGAAAUUUCCAUUUCUAUCAGCUUUUAUGUCAGUUGCGGACAAGUGCUUGUUGUGCUUCCAAUUCGCUGGUGCAACAUUUCACUUCUUAGUUUUACUAUGAAACAUCAUGCAAUUGCCCAACCUGGUUUUUGCUUUUCUCUGUUAGAACCGCUUCCAUGUAAAUUUUGUAAUCUAAUUGCACAUCUGUCGCUUUGGCCUUGUUUUCUUGUGAUAUCCUUGCGAAGAUCUUCCAUCGCUUUCUGCCUGUUGUUUCUAUUUACUUGACACUUUGAUCGUCUGUCCAACCAUAGAAAGCCCACCUUUCACAAUGCUUCUCCAUGCUGGAUAUUUGCAUCCCGUCUUUAUUUUAUUUCUUUACUUGUUUGUACGAACUGUGCUAUCUUAAAUUGCUUUCAUUUUAUUCUGACCUACUGCGAUCUGAUACGUGCAUUUUUUUAAUUAAAUGGCCGAUGAAUCUUUUAUUCUAUUUUGAACAUGAGCAUUUUCAAGACC
Molecule: messenger RNA, 1132 nt
Organism: Dicrocoelium dendriticum
Lineage: Eukaryota; Metazoa; Platyhelminthes; Trematoda; Plagiorchiida; Dicrocoeliidae
Source: the annotation of a GenBank genome assembly